Molecule: messenger RNA, 1394 nt
Organism: Ruditapes philippinarum (Manila clam)
Lineage: Eukaryota; Metazoa; Mollusca; Bivalvia; Venerida; Veneridae
Product: NIF3-like protein 1
Exons: 7
Coding region: 110-1246 (378 amino acids)
Cellular component (GO): cytoplasm; mitochondrion
Source: RefSeq, a predicted model, not a curated record
CUUUUACUUGAUCUUGAUGUAACCGGUGUUUUCAACAAAUUCUACUCUAUCCAACAGUCCCAUUGCAGCAGCAACAUUGAGUUACCACAUAGUGUAAAACCAUGAUGUUAUGUUGAGAAGUAUUUUGUACCUGAUCCAUAAACAGUGGCCUGAUAAACCUUUGGCUUUGAAGUUUAUGUACAGAAGAUACUGUGUGACUGCAAGUGAAAACAGCAGCAUGGAGCUUCAAAAUGUUCUUAAACAGUUACGCAAACUAGCUUCUCCGUCCCUGGCAGGAUCUUGGGAUAAUGUCGGACUCCUCGUAGAGCCAUCAGCCCCGCACAAAGUUAGCACCAUUUUCCUUACCAACGAUCUUACCCCACCGGUUCUUGACGAGGCCAUCAAACGUAACUCAGAUAUGAUUAUAUCUUAUCAUCCACCAAUUUUCUCUGGUAUGAAAAAACUGGUACAGAAACAAUGGAAGGAUAAGAUUAUUAUAAGAUGUAUCAAGAACAAAAUUGCUGUUUAUUCGCCACAUACAAGUUACGAUUGUGUAGAGGGUGGGGUCAAUGACUGGCUCAUCAGCUGUUUUGAUUGUAAGUCAGUGGAGCCUGUAGAACAGCAUGAAGAUUUUCUCACAUGUCACACCCACCAGGUGGAGCUUGAUGUCGCAGCUGAACAUACCCAGCUAUUGAGGGAGGCAUUUAAAGCUGAACAACAAGUUAAAAUUACAGAAUGUAGAGAAAGAUCAGAUGGUAAGCACCACUUAUCUGUUCAUUGUACAAAAUCUUCCUUAAAGAGGGUGAUGUCAAUAUUACAAGAUAAAAUGGAUUCUGUAAAGAAUUUACAGAUAACAAACCUAGAAAAGGCACCUACAUUGGGUUAUGGUAUGGGUCGCAAAGCUAAGCUCAACAACAGUAUAUCACUAGACGAGGCUGUACAACUUGUGAAAAAACAUCUCAAACUAGAUCGUGUGCGUCUCGCUAAAUCUCCAGGUGUAGAGGCAGUAUCAAGUGUGGCAGUUUGUGCGGGCUCGGGUGGAAGUGUUCUACGUAAUGUCACAGCAGAUCUGUAUGUGACGGGUGAAAUGUCACAUCACGAGGUUCUCCAUGCUGUGUAUAAUAACUCAGCGGUGAUAUUAUGUGAUCAUAGCAACACUGAACGGGGAUAUUUAACUGUGUUAAAAUCUAAACUGGAAGAAUGCCUUGAUAGUAAAACUAAUGUUGUCAUAACAGAAGUUGAUCGAGAUCCUUUAGAGAUUGUUUAAUGAAUAUUGUUAUUAAAGUAAUAUAUUAAUCAUUAUUAAAGUAAAUUUUGUUUGCAGAAAAUUUUCACAUUAUUGACUGUGUUACUGUGUACACAGUUUUGAUAUGAAAAAUACCAUUUCAUGAAUAAAUAUGAUCUUCAAAGCUUUA